AUGAUAAAUUCAAAUGGAACAAUAUCAACAUUAAACUACUUUUCAGCAAAUGAAACUUGUCAACUAUUUUAUACAAAUUUUACUUCGAUCUUAAUUGAAUUUAAUGUCAAUUCUUCUUUGAUAUUUAUGAAUCAAUCAGCAAUAUUCUUAGCACAAAAAUCGACUACGACAUCAACACCUACAACAUCAACAACAUCAUCACCAUCAACAACAUCAUCAAUAUCAAGUCAGUACUAUGUUAAAUGA
Adineta steineri is the source of this 246-nucleotide messenger RNA. NCBI's taxonomy places the organism in Eukaryota, Metazoa, Rotifera, Eurotatoria, Adinetida, Adinetidae. The record is from the annotation of a GenBank genome assembly.